Molecule: messenger RNA, 3612 nt
Organism: Cladocopium goreaui
Lineage: Eukaryota; Dinophyceae; Suessiales; Symbiodiniaceae
Source: the annotation of a GenBank genome assembly
AUGUUUGAGCCGCGACAAUAUGCCGAAUGGAUUCAUGGGGAGAUUUUCCAACCUGUCAUUGUCGUUAUUGGCACUGCAAAUGCAAAAACCAGGAUCAAAGAGAUCAACGGUUUAUCGCUGGCAGAACUCUUUGCACCCUUUGGUGGACAUUUUCCUCCUGGGAUUUCGGUAUCGGUGCAAUCUCUAGAGCGUCAGAUCGCCAUCGAACAUUUCCGAGUUCAAUUCACGGAUGCCGAUUCUGCGGUCCAACUGAGUCAGCUCCAAGCAGAUCAGUUGGCAGAUUGGACAGUGGAGUCCAGUGCUUUGGAGAGACCAACACGUUCCCAGAGUGCCAAGGCUUUGGAAGCACCUAGUCCUUGGUAUGAAGAAUGGCGAAGCGCCCUCUUCCGAUCAUUGCGUUGGUCAGAUCAUGAAGGCUUGGAUCAACCUACAGCAGCCUUGUUGGUGGUCAUGUCGAAGGAAUCAGAUCCAGCAAUGCUAUUGGAACAGCUACUGCAUUCCUCGAAUAUGCCACCACUUUGCACCCAGGGAGUGCUUGACCCGGUGCCCUCUAGAGUUGCAGUGCUUCUACAUGAUGCAUCUGAUCCAGCUAGUCCAAGCAAGGAAGAACUGGUCAGGAAACUGGAAAACUUGAAAACAAGCUUUGCCCCAAAUCAAGUUUUUGUCCUGGAAAUCAAUCAUGGUCCUGCUGAUCAUGUCGAACAGGAGAUUCAGGACCUCUUCAAGACAUGCCGGAGUCGUCGUGCACCUCCGCCACCUCCGGCUCCAAAUGAAAGCCCAUCUCCGUCUCCUGGUACGCGACUCUCGCAGGAGGACCUCACGAAUUUAGCGCAGGUGGUGACUGAAGUGGUUGUGAAGAAUGCUGUGCCGUGGAUGGAAAAGCAACUUCAGCAACUGGAGGCUCAGAUCUCCCAAAGCCGAAAGGGCUUUCGGAAUCAGUUGAAAUACCUUUGGCGGAAGCCUCGUGAAGCAAAUGAACGAGGUGAAGUGGUGCAGGAGGAUUCUGGUGCCUAUCCAUUGCACUCGGUAGAGGGGCAAAUGAGAUUGGCGGGUGAUCUGUCGUUCCACUUAAGAGACUACGAGGUUGCUCUUGGGUACUACCGCAACGUUGUCAGCGACUUCAAGCAGGACAAGAGUUGGAAACAUGCCGCUGGAGCAUACGAGAUGUGGGGCCUUUGUGCCUACAUUACCAAUGGUGCCAGGAGUGAAUGGAACCGCUGCAUGGAGAGUGCCUAUGAGCACUACUUGCAAGCAUCUUCCACCAGAUUGGCGAUGCGAGCAGUGGUCUUGCACCAGGCGAUGUGGUGCGACCUCAAAGAGGCGGCAUUGAGGCUGAUGAAGGUCAAUGGAGAUCUGCCUGACAACAAUUUGCGAAAUGCCCUCAUUUUGGAGCAGGCUGGGCAGCUGUACUACACCUGCGGUGCUCCCAGGAAGGGCGCCUUCCACCUGGUGCUGGCGGGCCAUACUUACAACAAGCUGGGUUUCAAGAGGCUUGCGCUUUUCAGCUAUCAAGCUGUCGUGGACCUGUACAUAGGAAAGGGAUGGUUUCACAUCACUGACCACUUUCAUUUCACGAUGGCACGACAAGCAUUUGGAUUGGGCCUCAAAGACGAGUCCUUAUCCCACUUCUUGAAACUCCUGAAUUCCUUUGCAGAUGCUGACAAAUAUGUUUGCAUUCAGGCAGAACGAGAGAACACUUACAUCAAGGAGUUUCUCUAUGUCUUGAAGGAUUGGGUUCAAAAGAAGUGCAGUGAGUCGGAGAUCGAGUCAGUCGAGCUUCAGAUCCCCUGCAUUCAGCCGGAAGUUCGGCUUCGAUUGCCGGAUGAUCAGCCAAUGGCGACAGCUAUGCCGGGUGCUGCUGCUACGUCUCCGAAGAACGGAGAUGAGGCAGCCACGUCUGCCUCCUGGGAGCUGCUGGGAGAGAAGAUGUUGCCCACCAUCAGCCCGGAUGACCGGAUGGAAUUGAAUUGGCGACAAAGGUCAGAUGCUCGCAUUUUUGACACUUUGCGUCGUGUGACCACAGUGGGUUCUGAGGUUUCAGUGGAGCUCACCUUGACGAAUCCAAUGCGAGUGAAGUGGGAGAUGCGAGCAGUCCGGCUAACCGGAGAGCUUCAGGACGACACAGGAGUCUGUGAUGAUGCGGUGAUGUUCCCCUCUCAGGAUGUGACCUUGGGCGCACUGGAGUCCAGAACCAUCCAACUCACAGCGGUGCCCAAAAAGGAGGGUUUGUUGAAGAUCCGGAGCGUGACCUGGGGCAUUUUUGACUGCCAACAGGUGAUUUGUGACAGGCCCUUCCAGUUCAAAGGCAGACGGCUGAGAAACACGCUUGAGCAGCGGGCAUCACAGAGCGGUGUUUACAGUGAUGAUCUCCGUCUCGAAAUCAAGGUUCGAUCCAACAAGCCUCGCUUGUCUGCUUGCCUUGAAGGUUCGCCUGAGUUGAGGAGAAUGGAUGGGACGCAAGAAGCGCAAUUGCUACAAGGUGAGCUCCACAAAUGCAGUCUCGUCAUGAGAAAUGUGGAUUGCCCUUUGGCGUUUCUACACAUAUCGACGUCUCAUCCCAACUUCGUUGCCUUUGAUCGACCUGAGGGGAAUGAGGACCUCAGCAUCGACUUCAGGGACGAGGGCAUUCGACUGAAAGGAACCUUCCCGAAGGAACUUCGCGUUCCAGUUCUCCUGUGCAUCAAUGCUCGUGGUUUGCAUGCGCUGCGCUAUUUGCUUUUGGCAGAGGCGGUUGGUGAUGGGAUCAAGAGUGAGCAGAGGCAGUGGAUCACCUUGGAGGAGCUGACUCGCGUGGAGCCAGCCCUUUCCUUGAGUGCCAGGCCGAGCCCAUCAUAUGCCUCCGACGGACGAAUACUGUUCAACUGCCACUUGGAGAAUAAAGCUGCUGUGCCUCUUCAGGUGCAGCAAGUGCAAUGUUUCUCGGGUACAUCGCAAUUGCAAUUCCAUGCCUGUGGUUUUCAAGGCAGAGAAAUUGUGGUUGAGCCUGGUCAAAUGGCUCAGAUGCUGUACUCCUUACGACCGGGGGAUGAACGCCCAGCUGAACAGUCAGCGAGGUUGCGACUGCUGCAAGCAAACCGCAAGAAAUCCAGAAGUUCAAGACGAGAGAAGGAGCCCUGUCCCGAAACAGUCGACUUGGUAGCUCAAUGGCAACAAGGAGAUCGCGCAGAUCGUACCGGUGAGGCUUUCGCCCUCCAAGUGCCCCUCGAACGUCCUGAAGCGCCACCGUGUCCGCUUGACCUCCAUUUGCUGGCCCCGGAAGUCGCAGAGAUGGCGCCGGAUUUGUUGGUUCCCGUGACGGUGCGAAUCCGCAACGCGUCAAUGGCUGGGUCAGUGUCCUUCUAUUUUGUGGCAGAGUCCUCAGCAGACAUUGCGUGGAUUGGUUGCGAGCGAUCAGAGAUCAUCAGCUUACCUCCAAACACGAGCCACACUGCCAUCAUCUACGCGUAUUUCGUGCAGCCAGGUGUUUACAACCUGAAUCGAUUCCGUCUUUUUGUGGUCGGAAUGCCCUCAGGCUCCGUCCCUGCAUCCGAGCAGGCUCCUCUAGCCUUUGCAGUGCCCUUUGAGCGGCUUCUCCAUGUGGUGGCGAGCCAAAAAGAGGGGACCGUAGGAUGA